AUGAGGCAGCUUACAGAAGAAGAGACUAGAGUUUUGUUUGAGAAGCUUGCAGGUUACAUUGGUAGAAGUAUAUCCAAUUUGGUGGAUAGUAAAGACCAACCUCAUGUAUUCAGAUUACAGAAGGAUAGAGUCUACUACGUGCCUGAGAAUGUUUCCAAACUAGCUACUAGUGUAGCAAGACCUAAUUUAAUCUCACUAGGUACUUGUUUGGGUAAGUUUACGAAGACUGGUAAAUUUAGAAUUCAUGUUACUGCAUUACCCAUACUAGCACCAAAUGCCAAAUACAAGGUCUGGAUUAAACCUAAUGGUGAAAUGCCCUUUUUGUAUGGUAACCACGUUUUGAAAGCUCAUAUUGGUAAAAUGUCGGAAGAUAUACCAGAACACGCAGGUGUUAUAGUGUAUUCCAUGAACGAUAUACCAUUAGGAUUUGGUGUAAGUUCCAAGAGUACCAAUGAAUGUAGGGAUAUGCAACCUACAGGGAUUGUGGCAUUCAGACAAGCAGAUAUUGGUGAGUAUUUGAGAGAUGAAGAUACACUCUUCACUUGA
Zygosaccharomyces rouxii is the source of this 546-nucleotide messenger RNA. RefSeq names its product ribosome biosynthesis protein NIP7 (gene NIP7). Gene Ontology annotation, biological process: ribosomal large subunit biogenesis; ribosome assembly. The record is from RefSeq and is a predicted model, not a curated record. Gene Ontology annotation, cellular component: nucleus; preribosome, large subunit precursor; nucleolus. The transcript has a single exon. The coding region runs from base 1 to 546 and encodes 181 amino acids. Gene Ontology annotation, molecular function: RNA binding. Lineage: Eukaryota; Fungi; Ascomycota; Saccharomycetes; Saccharomycetales; Saccharomycetaceae.